AUGUCUGCAUCUGAGACGGUUCAGAUGGGAAGGAUGUAUUCGAACCGGUUUUCGGGUUUCAGGCACAUACCUGCUGGUGCCAAAUUCUCUCCCCAGUUCUGUUCUUGCAGAGUUUCCUUUCCAGGGAUUCUUCUGAAGGCUUCUUAUUCUUCUCCUCCUUCCAGUUCGAAAAAUAACUUUCCGUCAAGUAACGCUAUUGGUUCAGUUGGAGAUAAACUUGCAGGGGAAACUUGCUUGUUUCAAAUAAUUGGAACAAAUGGCACAGGGACAAGACCGAAUUUGUUUCCCAGAGAGAUUACAGUACUUGAUGCCUUCGAUGAUGAGUACGGGGGAGUUAUCGUUGAUCCAGAACGAUUACCAGCAAACCCGAAUGCCUUUGGCUAUAUCCUGCAUUCUUCUCUUUCUCAUUGGAGCAUGGAGGGGAAGAAGGGAAUUUGGCUAAAGCUGCCAGUAGAAAGAGCUGAGCUUGUUCCAGUUGCUAUUAAGGAAGGGUUCGAGUACCACCAUGCAGAACGAGGGUAUGUGAUGUUGACAUACUGGAUUCCAGAAGGACCUUGCAUGCUUCCUGCUAAUGCUUCACAUCAAGUAGGGAUUGGGGGAUUUGUCAUCAAUGAAAAUAAUGAGGUUCUUGUCGUACAAGAGAAACACUAUGCUCCUGCGUGCGCUGGUUUUUGGAAAAUACCAACUGGCUUUAUCCUUGAGUCGGAAGAGAUUUUCACAGGCGCUGUGAGAGAGGUUAAGGAGGAAACGGGGAUCGAUACAGAGUUCGUUGAGGUUAUAGCAUUCAGGCAUGCUCACAAUGUAGCUUUUGAGAAGUCAGAUUUGUUCUUUAUCUGCAUGCUACGGCCACUAUCGACUGAGAUUACAGUUGAUGAUCUUGAAAUUGAAGCAGCCAAGUGGAUGCCCCUGGAUGAGUUUGUGGAGCAACCACUAAUACAAGAGGAUUCCAUGUUCAAGAAGAUCAUUUCGAUAUGUAUCGCCCGGCUAGGAAAGCGUUACUGCGGUCUAUCUUCUCAUCAAGUGGUCUCAAAAUUUGAUGGCAGACUGUCUUCCUUGUACUAUAAUGUUGUUGAUGCUCAAGAUUUCAAUUGUUCAAGUUGUUGA
Messenger RNA from Prunus armeniaca (apricot), 1104 nucleotides. The record is from the annotation of a GenBank genome assembly. Lineage: Eukaryota; Viridiplantae; Streptophyta; Magnoliopsida; Rosales; Rosaceae.